GUUAAUACAGAAAUUUGUAAGAACUGUCGAACUCGACAUUUCUAGAAAAAACUUAUAAAGGUUGAAUAUUAUAAAACAACAUAUAACAUUUAGAAGUGGGUUUAUAAAACUAGUUCUAAAUAUGACUGAAAAACCUAAAUUAGAUCUUGGUGUUCUUGAGGAGGACGACGAAUUUGAAGAAUUUCCGGUCGAGGAUUGGACUGGGAAAGACAAAGAUGAGCAAGAUAUUAGUGUUUGGGAAGACAACUGGGAGGAUGAUAACGUGGAAGAUGAUUUUAAUAAACAAUUGAGAGCACAGUUGGAAAAACAGAAGGCCAAACCCCCAGCAAAAUAAUGAUAGGAUUACAUUAAAUUUAGGUUUAAUUUGUGUGGAUAUAAAAACAAAAUUGAAAAAAACAUUUAUAUUUUGUGAAAUGAAUUCAGUACAUUAAACACUAAAAGAAAUCAGCGUCGUAUCUUUCAGAUUCAGUUCUCGACCCAACUGCACAUGACAGUAAAGCUUGAAUACUUCGUUCUUCACCACUGCCAUAAAUGUAACCAUUAGCCUAAAAUUUGAUAUAUAAAUUAUAAAAAACGGUUUAAAUAAAUUAAUACCUUAUCGAUUGCA
This is a messenger RNA of Tribolium madens (black flour beetle), 607 nucleotides long. It is a transcript of the gene Sem1, whose product is annotated as 26S proteasome complex subunit SEM1. The transcript is spliced from 3 exons. Gene Ontology annotation, cellular component: proteasome regulatory particle, lid subcomplex; proteasome complex. The coding region runs from base 122 to 334 and encodes 70 amino acids. Gene Ontology annotation, biological process: proteasome assembly; double-strand break repair via homologous recombination; mRNA export from nucleus. NCBI's taxonomy places the organism in Eukaryota, Metazoa, Arthropoda, Insecta, Coleoptera, Tenebrionidae. The record is from RefSeq and is a predicted model, not a curated record.